Molecule: messenger RNA, 2100 nt
Organism: Homo sapiens (human)
Lineage: Eukaryota; Metazoa; Chordata; Mammalia; Primates; Hominidae
Gene: PRKCSH
Product: PRKCSH beta subunit of glucosidase II
Exons: 18
Coding region: 154-1761 (535 amino acids)
Cellular component (GO): endoplasmic reticulum; glucosidase II complex
Molecular function (GO): calcium ion binding
Source: RefSeq, marked reviewed
CUUUCUGCAGCAGGAACCGCGGCUGCUGGACAAGAGGGGUGCGGUGGAUACUGACCUUUGCUCCGGCCUCGUGUAGCGUGAAGACACAGCGCAUCUCCCCGCUGUAGGCUUCCUCCCACAGAACCCGUUUCGGGCCUCAGAGCGUCUGGUGAGAUGCUGUUGCCGCUGCUGCUGCUGCUACCCAUGUGCUGGGCCGUGGAGGUCAAGAGGCCCCGGGGCGUCUCCCUCACCAAUCAUCACUUCUACGAUGAGUCCAAGCCUUUCACCUGCCUGGACGGUUCGGCCACCAUCCCAUUUGAUCAGGUCAACGAUGACUAUUGCGACUGCAAAGAUGGCUCUGACGAGCCAGGCACGGCUGCCUGUCCUAAUGGCAGCUUCCACUGCACCAACACUGGCUAUAAGCCCCUGUAUAUCCCCUCCAACCGGGUCAACGAUGGUGUUUGUGACUGCUGCGAUGGAACAGACGAGUACAACAGCGGCGUCAUCUGUGAGAACACCUGCAAAGAGAAGGGCCGUAAGGAGAGAGAGUCCCUGCAGCAGAUGGCCGAGGUCACCCGCGAAGGGUUCCGUCUGAAGAAGAUCCUUAUUGAGGACUGGAAGAAGGCACGGGAGGAGAAGCAGAAAAAGCUCAUUGAGCUACAGGCUGGGAAGAAGUCUCUGGAAGACCAGGUGGAGAUGCUGCGGACAGUGAAGGAGGAAGCUGAGAAGCCAGAGAGAGAGGCCAAAGAGCAGCACCAGAAGCUGUGGGAAGAGCAGCUGGCUGCUGCCAAGGCCCAACAGGAGCAGGAGCUGGCGGCUGAUGCCUUCAAGGAGCUGGAUGAUGACAUGGACGGGACGGUCUCGGUGACUGAGCUGCAGACUCACCCGGAGCUGGACACAGAUGGGGAUGGGGCGUUGUCAGAAGCGGAAGCUCAGGCCCUCCUCAGUGGGGACACACAGACAGACGCCACCUCUUUCUACGACCGCGUCUGGGCCGCCAUCAGGGACAAGUACCGGUCCGAGGCACUGCCCACCGACCUUCCAGCACCUUCUGCCCCUGACUUGACGGAGCCCAAGGAGGAGCAGCCGCCAGUGCCCUCGUCGCCCACAGAGGAGGAGGAGGAGGAGGAGGAGGAGGAGGAAGAAGAGGCUGAAGAAGAGGAGGAGGAGGAGGAUUCCGAGGUGCAGGGGGAGCAGCCCAAGGAGGCCCCACCGCCACUGUCACCCCCGCAGCCGGCCAGCCCUGCUGAGGAAGACAAAAUGCCGCCCUACGACGAGCAGACGCAGGCCUUCAUCGAUGCUGCCCAGGAGGCCCGCAACAAGUUCGAGGAGGCCGAGCGGUCGCUGAAGGACAUGGAGGAGUCCAUCAGGAACCUGGAGCAAGAGAUUUCUUUUGACUUUGGCCCCAACGGGGAGUUUGCUUACCUGUACAGCCAGUGCUACGAGCUCACCACCAACGAAUACGUCUACCGCCUCUGCCCCUUCAAGCUUGUCUCGCAGAAACCCAAACUCGGGGGCUCUCCCACCAGCCUUGGCACCUGGGGCUCAUGGAUUGGCCCCGACCACGACAAGUUCAGUGCCAUGAAGUAUGAGCAAGGCACGGGCUGCUGGCAGGGCCCCAACCGCUCCACCACCGUGCGCCUCCUGUGCGGGAAAGAGACCAUGGUGACCAGCACCACAGAGCCCAGUCGCUGCGAGUACCUCAUGGAGCUGAUGACGCCAGCCGCCUGCCCGGAGCCACCGCCUGAAGCACCCACCGAAGACGACCAUGACGAGCUCUAGCUGGAUGGGCGCAGAGAACCUCAAGAAGGCAUGAAGCCAGCCCCUGCAGUGCCGUCCACCCGCCCCUCUGGGCCUGCCUGUGGCUCUGUUGCCCUCCUCUGUGGCGGCAGGACCUUUGUGGGGCUUCGUGCCCUGCUCUGGGGCCCAGGCGGGGCUGGUCCACAUUCCCAGGCCCCAACAGCCUUCAAAGAUGGGUAAAGGAGCUUGCCCUCCCUGGGCCCCCCACCUUGGUGACUCGCCCCACCACCCCCAGCCCUGUCCCUGCCACCCCUCCUAGUGGGGACUAGUGAAUGACUUGACCUGUGACCUCAAUACAAUAAAUGUGAUCCCCCACCCAAA